This is a messenger RNA of Penicillium digitatum Pd1, 1029 nucleotides long. Its product is annotated as DUF3712 domain-containing protein. Gene Ontology annotation, cellular component: fungal-type vacuole membrane. NCBI's taxonomy places the organism in Eukaryota, Fungi, Ascomycota, Eurotiomycetes, Eurotiales, Aspergillaceae. The record is from RefSeq and is a predicted model, not a curated record.
AUGUCAACCACCAAGCCUUCAUUUGUCGAGGAGGAAUCCCACACAACCCCAACCCCAACCCCAACAAAGAAGAGCUUCGGUACACGCCUCGCCGCCCAUGUCAAGAAAUGGUGGUGGGUGCACUUGAUCAUAUCCAUCGCCUGUUUCCUAAUCAUCUUACUGCCGGUUGUCUACGUCGCGUAUCCCAAGAUCGCCCAAGAUGCCGUCAAUGACUCAACCCUCGCUAUCACGGACAUGAUCCUCAGCAACCCUACGCCCAAAUCCUUCCAUCUCCAGCAGAGACAAGUCCUCGGCUCGCAUAGUCUCUACCAUCCUCACCUAUACGCUUUCGAUUCUGAGGUCUCGCUGGCCGGAGCGGCGGAUCCUUUCGCUCAUGUGACUGUCCCGGCUGUGAAGUCGAAGGAUGGGGCCGUGAUUCACAUUGAGCAAAAGGUUGACUUGACUGAUGCUUCGGCGUUCGGGGAUUUUUCGACGGCUGUUAUGUUGAAUGAGGAGGUUUCGUGGAAGAUCUAUGGAAGACCUGGUUUGAAGCAGGGUGGGUUGCCAAAGACUACGGUUACUUAUAAUAAGACCGUUGUGAUGAAGGGCUUGAACAAACUGAAGGGCUUCACGGUGGCCAAGUUCUUCAUCAUGUUCCCGCCGGUGAACGGCUUCGGGAUGAACGGCACUGUCACUAUCCCCAAUGCCUCGGUUUUGACCAUUCCACUGGGCAACGUAACCCUAAACCUCGAGUUAAACGGCAGAUCAGUGGGAACAACCUACCUGAGCAAUCUAACCCUCAAGCCAGGAAACAACACUGUACCAAUGAUUGGCCAGGUCGAUCAAGCUGCCAUCAUCACCCUGCUCACAUCACCAUCUAACCCAUACAAAGACGGCAUCAUGCCCUUCGAUAUCACCGGAAACGCGACCUCAACAUGUGACGGCAAGGAGCUGCCGUACUUCUCCAAGGCACUGGCUGCGAACAAACUGUCGAUCAAGUUAGAUGUUCUGUCUGCGCUGAAGGAGGCCGGGCUUCAUCUCACGCUGUAG